Molecule: messenger RNA, 4519 nt
Organism: Leucoraja erinaceus (little skate)
Lineage: Eukaryota; Metazoa; Chordata; Chondrichthyes; Rajiformes; Rajidae
Gene: suds3
Product: SDS3 homolog, SIN3A corepressor complex component
Exons: 12
Coding region: 33-992 (319 amino acids)
Biological process (GO): negative regulation of transcription by RNA polymerase II
Cellular component (GO): Sin3-type complex
Molecular function (GO): histone deacetylase binding
Source: RefSeq, a predicted model, not a curated record
GAGGGGGGAUAGGGGGAGGAGAGGGGGGUAAGAUGUCCGCCGCUCUCCUCUCGCCCAUUGUGGACUAUUACAACGACGAGGAGGAGCUGGAUAGCGUGGACGACGAGGACGAGCGCAGCGUCCGUUGCCGUGACUCGGAUGAAGAUACAGAGGAUGCAAGCGAAACAGAUAUUGCCAAUAAGCAAGAUGACGAAGACUACCUGGAAGUGAAGGAGCAGAUGUACCAGGAGAAAUUAACAUCUCUUAAGAGACAGCUCCAACAAUUACAGGAAGGUACCUUGCAAGAAUAUCAGAGAAGGAUGAAGAAAUUAGAUCAGCAGUACAAAGAAAGAAUACGAAAUGCAGAGCUCUUUCUGCAACUGGAGACAGAGCAAGUGGAAAGGAAUUAUAUUAAAGAGAAGAAAGCAGCAGUGAAGGAAUUUGAAGAUAAAAAGAUUGAGUUGAAAGAGAAUCUUAUUGCUGAAUUAGAAGAAAAGAAAAAGAUGAUUGAGAAUGAGAGACUAACAAUGGAACUCACCGGAGAUUCUAUGGAGGUGAAGCCAAUAAUGACCAGAAAGCUGAGGAGGAGACCUAAUGAUCCUGUUCCAAUACCAGACAAAAGACGAAAACCUGCACCUGCGCAGUUAAAUUACUUGUUAACAGAAGAACAGAUAAUGGAGGAUCUGCGAACUCUUAAUAAGCUCAAAUCUCCAAAAAGACCAGCAUCCCCGUCUUCUCCUGAGCAUCUCCCCAGCACACCUGCUGAAGCGCCAGCACAAAGGUAUGAAGCACGAAUCGAAGAUGGAAAAUUAUAUUAUGAUAAGAGAUGGUAUCAUAAAAGUCAGGCUAUCUAUCUGGAAUCGAAGGAGAAUACGAAGAUUGGCUGUGUAAUUAGCUCUGUUGGAACAAAUGAGAUAUGGGUGAGGAAGACCAGUGAUAGCACAAAGAUGCGUAUAUAUCUAGGACAGCUACAUAGAGGAGUCUUCAUUAUACGACGGCGAUCUGCUGCCUAGAACUCUUACCAAGUUGUGUUGGAAGCCGGCAUCUCCUUAUCUCCCUGCACUCAAGAGGUGAACUCUUCAUGAUUUUUAUAUGGAAACCUGUAUUAAAGCAAAAAAGCUUCUCGACAGACUGAAGAACGUGAGCUUUGAAGACACUUUCCAAUGCCAUCUCAGUUUUGAUGGUUGUGCAUAUUUUUAAGAAUAACGCUCACUUUUUCAAGGAUUUCUCUUUGCUUCCAUCUUCUUCCAAGAUUGAGCUGACCAUUCUUUGUGGCUGGAAGCUGCCAAUAUGUGGAUUGUUUCAUUUAUUCCAGACAACAGAGUGAAAACCAGUUUGCUUCAGUGCUGGGCAAUCUGGAACAUUUUUACCUGAACAAUUAUUGCCCUUGUUUUUUGAGAGGACUAUGUUUUGUACAUGCUGUUUAUUUUGUAUUAAAUGCUUUAUCAUAGUCACUCUUGGGCACAAGCCAAAAACAUGCAUUUGUUUGUUUUUACAAGUAUGUUAAAUAACAUGGUUUCUUUGAACAAAUCAACUCAUGUUGAUGGUUUAUAUUAUGCUGUAUCCUUUAAUAAAACUGAAAAUAUUGGUAGCCUACAAUUAUGAUUAAUGCUGUUGAUUUAUAUCUUUAAACUUCUGCUGUUUUUCCUUAAAUAAUGGUUCAUAACAUACAGCAUUGGAACAAAAUUAAAGCAAAUAAUUUUGCUCUAGGUUUUUAUUAGUAGCUUAAAAAUUGCUAAGUUACAACUGUUUCAGGCUACGUCUUAAAAUGCUCAUGGUCAGUGACUCAGUGAAUCAAAAUCCACUGCAUUUGACCUCACUCUCUGGUAACUUGUGAAAUGGUCAAAUGGCAUUUUGCUUCUAUGGAAAUGAUAUUGUGAAAUAUUAAAUCGGAAAGGUGAUCUUUUGAGGUGGAAAUUCAAUUACUUAGAUAUGUGAGGAAAAUCAACAUUAUGAAUAACACAAUCGAGGCUACAAAAAUAAUUUAUUUUUUAAUUGAAAUGUUUUCCGUUCUGUUAUUCUUCAGUUUUGAAUGUGAGAAUGCAAGUAAUCUAUCUUAUUAACUGAAUGGUACAUUAAACAUGACACUGAGUUGAAGCUGAGUUGAGGAACAAACAUCUCUAAAUGUCACCUUUGAAUAUUUUUCAGCUACAGCUAUUUUAAAGUAUCCUAAAUUCCAAGUAAUUCAUAAUGUAAUACAAUAUUUUUAACUGCAGUUAUCUUGUAAAUGAAUCAGAAAAAUGCAUGAAUUCAGUGAAAAUGAAAAUAAUUGCUUCUGCUUCAAAAGGAUUUACUCAAUAUAUGAAAGGUUGCCACAAAUGUCUAUUUUUACACGUAACAAUGCAGUGUUAAACAUGUGGAUGUACGGGCAGUUAUUUGGUACAGUGUAGCAUUGUACUCUUGUGCUCUAAACAUACACUUUGAAAUGUAAUGGCAAAAGGUGCUUAUAUUAAGUAACCUUUUCUCAAAAGGUUGAAAUUACCCAUUGGAAGAGCUCAUUCAGCCAAUUGCAUCUGUGCUAGCUCUCAGCAUUCCCAUUGAUCCCAUUCUCUAAUUUCUAUUGCAUGCAUGUCAGUUUCUACCUAUUUUUCCUGCUACCCACCUCGAAGAGUAAUUUAUAGGUGCUAGUUAACAUACCAACAAAUCUUUUCGAAAGUGUGAGAAGACUAGAGCACUUGGAAGUCCACGUGAUGAUAGGGAGAAUGUGCAAACUUCAAACGGACAACAUCUGGGGUCAGGAUUGACAUUGGGUUGCUGAAGUUGUGUGGCAGCAGCACUAAUUAUUCUGCCUCUGUGGUAAUUGAGAAUUUUCUUGCCUAGUUAAUGAUAUGUUCAGCUAUUUAUGCUUUGCGUUUUGGAUUUUUCCCUGUUGAAAUCUGUAAUCCAUUCUUUUAAGAUUAAUUCUGAACGUUGCUGUUUUAAUUAUGCUAUUAAUUACCAAUCCUAAUAUUCCCUUUAGCUGAUUGUUGAUAUUUUUGGGUUGAUUAUUCUGUUGAUGUGCAUGGGAGACAUUAUGUUAAAGUUGCUCAAUAAAUACAGGUUUAUGUUUCUUUUACUUGCAAAGUUAGAAUUUCAGAAAGAAGAAUGCUGCUGCAUUUGGACGCAAAGCUCACCAAAUGACAAACAGCCCAUACUCAUUAUGUACAUAAUUACACUCCGCUCAAGUUAUUCCUUCCCAUCCUUGCUAAAAAAAAUGAAUGUCCCGACCAUGUCCCGAAUCAUCAGGAACUUGGGCUCUUCUUAUCUAAGCAGGGAGAUGAAGGGUUUUGAAAAUCAAGAAGGAUUUGGAUCAAGUAAAUGGGGAGAACUUUUCUUGUGGUCUUGAAAGUCUACAUACCAUGCACAAAUUUAAGAUUUGAAUACAAAAGAAUAAGGUAGUUGGAUAUUUUUAUUGCAUGGAGGAGGUUAAAACACAAAAUGCCACUCCCAAAAUCUCGUGGAAGUUGGCCUAAAUUGAUUUUUUUUUAGUGGUGGGCAUGGAUAAAUAUUUAAAAUUAAUAAAUUCAAAAGGUAAGUGUAAUAGGGAUGAAGUGGAUAGAUAGAGAGCAUACGUGUGAUGGCAUCCCUGCUUUGUAAGGUUUAAUGCCAUUCCAUAUUCAUUUGGGUAAUAUUGCAUGCAUAUAUCACAAUCAGUAAUGCUUUUGAUGUAUGUUAUUUGCUGCAAUAUUUUCGGACAAAUAAUUAAUGUAAUUUGCUAACAAUUUGCUAAACCAUGUAGAAUGUUGGAGUAUGGCCAAAAAUAUUUUGCCUGUGAUCGAAACUUGUCAAAAUAGGUACAGAAGUAAUCUAUUCGUCCCUUUGAGCCAGUGUCGCCAUUCAAUAUGAUCAAAGCUGAUCAUCUAAAAUCAGUAUACCAUUCCUGCUUUUUCCACAGAUGUCUUGAUUCCUUUAGCCCUAAGAGCUACAUCCAACUCACUUGAAAACAUCCAAUGAAUUGGCCUCCACUGCCUUCUAUGGCAGAGAAUUCCACAGAUUCACAACUUUCUGGGUGAAAAAGAUUUUCCUCAUCUCAAUCCUAAAUAGCCUACCCCUAAUUCUUAAACUGUGACCCCUGGGUUUUAGACUCCCCCAACAUCCUUUUCCUGCAUCCUUUUCCUGUCCAAUCCCUUAAUUAUUUUAUAUAAGAUACCCUCUCAUCCUUCUAAAUUCUAGUGAAAGCAAGCCCAGUCGCUCCAUUCUUUCAUUAUAUGACAACCCCGCCAUCCCGGGAAUUAAUCUUGUGAACCUACGCUGCACUCCCUUAAUAUCAAUAAUGUCCUUCCUCAAAUUAUGAGACCAAAAUUGCACACAAUAUUCCAGGUGCGGUCUCACCGUGGCCCUGUACAACUGCAGUAGGACCUCCUUGCUCCUAAACUCAAAUCCUCUUGCAAUGAAGGCCAACAUGCCAUUAGCUCUCUUCAUGGCCUGCUGUACCUGAUAUGUUUUUGCCUUUAAUUAUUUAUUAGAUUUUCUUCAGUGGACAAAAUUAUGUUGAACCAGUUAUGCAGUUAAUUGUCUUUUAGUUCAAAAGUAUAAUAUAUACCUAUUAAAAGUCUGAUCU